Trichoderma asperellum CBS 433.97 is the source of this 1050-nucleotide messenger RNA. RefSeq lists its product as uncharacterized. Lineage: Eukaryota; Fungi; Ascomycota; Sordariomycetes; Hypocreales; Hypocreaceae. The record is from RefSeq and is a predicted model, not a curated record.
AUGUCCAAGGCGUGGAUAUUGGUGUUAAUGAACCCAAUAUUUUUAAGUUGUGACACCGAAGGGCUGUCGACGGCGCUGACUCUGGCCCGCGUGUGUCGUUUUUCCAUCGUCUUCGUCUCUGGCGAGUAUCGCAAUCACGGCGCCAAGGAGAUGCACACGUACUUGUCCCGAGAUGGAAUCCCUCCAGAGUCAUUCCGAUCAAUCGCACGGCAGCAGAUUGAAGAGAAAAACUCGGGCCAAGUCUCGUUCAAGGCUGCAAAGAUUGUUACAGUCUCCAAUACCGAGAUUCUCCCCGGAUACAAGUGCUUCCAAGCAGUUGAUAGUGCAAAUAAUGCCUAUCUAGGGCGCAAGUUGGUGCUCGCUACUGGAGCUGAAGAUGUAAUUCCGACGGAUAUCGAGGGCUACGCAGAGAAUUGGCCCCAUCAUAUGCAAGUUGACUGUUCUCCAACAAGAACAAGCAUACAUACAGUGGCCAGAGCACUGCUAACUUUUAUCUGCAGCUACCAAUGCCCCUUUUGCGACGGCUACGAACAAAAAGAUUACCCCAUUGGCAUGUUGACGUUUCCAAAUCCCUCCUACGCUCACUUUGCCCUGAUGACGCUGCCUUUCAACAAGGACUUUACAAUCUACAGCAACGGGCCAGUUCCUCAAGACGAGCCCACCCAGAACGCCCUGAAAAAGGUGCUGGCAAGUGGCGUCAAGCUAGACCAGCGAAAAGUCCUUCGCCUUGUCAAUAAUGGCGAAGGCCCCGAAAGCGGAAUCACAAUCGAGUUUGACAGAGGCUCUCCGGCGAAGCUAGGCAUGCUUCUCCAUCGCCCUCCAACCAAGAGCCGAGGUCAGCCCUUGAUUGAUCAGCUGGGGCUCGAAGCGAAGCCGAAUGGGGAUGUGGUGACUGAUCCGAUGAUACUGCGCACCAACGUGCUGGGAUGCUUUGCCGCGGGCGAUACCAUUGUAGGACUUCGCGUUGGUGCCUCUAUUGCAUAUCAGCUUGCCGAUGAGGAAGGAAGCCGAGCACUGGAGAUGUUGGAGGAACGGGAGGCCAACUUGUAA